Carassius gibelio (silver crucian carp) is the source of this 1656-nucleotide messenger RNA. RefSeq names its product PWWP domain-containing DNA repair factor 3A-like. Lineage: Eukaryota; Metazoa; Chordata; Actinopteri; Cypriniformes; Cyprinidae. The transcript has 4 exons. The coding region runs from base 255 to 611 and encodes 118 amino acids. The record is from RefSeq and is a predicted model, not a curated record.
GCAACAAGUUUCGCGCUCUCCCUUUUGCACCGAGAUAUUUGGUUCAAAAGUGAUUUGUGCAUCUGUAGAGGUAGUGGGCGGGACUGUUUAGAGAUUACAGAAUUUCAGCCAAUCAGAAGAGCUUACUGAGCCGGUAGAUAUACGCCCCAAGCAGUUUUACGCCCCUGUUGUUCCUCAUGCGUCCAGUAGGGGGAGGCAGUAUAUUAGUAUAUGAGCCCAGUCAUUUAUAAGAACAGCAGACCAUAUCUAUAUGUAUGAUAGCAGCAGACCUUCUUGAAGCGAUACGGAUGAGUGUUCCAUCAAUAUUGUUCAUUGAAGAUCAGGAGCGAAUUGAUGUUAUCUACACUCAGAUGACUUCAAUUUUGGAUGGCACACCUACACACACCCACAGUGACCAGAUCAGAUUCAUUAUGGAUGUCCCUUUUCCAGAGUCCAUCAUCUGUGCUCUUGCUGUUGUGAAAGAUGUGUCCAUCUUUGAGGCUGAGGAGAAAUUCCUUCGAGGACCUGUCAUUGACGCAAGUGAGUGGGAUCACUUUGACAGCAGGAUAAAGAAACAAUUAAAGAAGAGUGGCAAGCCAUUGGAGAGUCAUCUACAGGAGUCAUGCUGUUAAGAAAUAACCAAGUCAUGGUGUUAAUAAUUUUUUUUUGUGAACAACAAUAUUGUCUUUCUUUUAAAUGACCCUUGGAACUUUAGAAAAUUGUUAAAUUUUGUUGGUCUUCAUAAAAUGCUAUGUAGAACAUGUUCUGUUGCUGUAUAACGAGCAAUUGUGAAUUGUAAAGCAAAUAUUUCAUUUAGGAUCCAUAUGAUUACACAGUACUGUAUGUCUAAUGGCCUGAAUAUGGUUAAUAUCUAAAUAUAACUUAAUAUAAAUUCACAACAUCAUAUAUCAGUCAAUCUCUGUAUAUAAAAACAGUUUAUAAAUAUAUAUAAAUAAUACAUUUUACAGUAGGUCAUAGGUCUGCAGCCUCCCCCUACUGGACGCAUGAGGAACAACAGGGGCGUAAAACUGCUUGGGGCGUAUAUCUACCGGCUCAGUAAGCUCUUCUGAUUGGCUGAAAUUCUCUAAUCUCUAAACAGUCCCGCCCACUACCUCUACAGAUGCACAAAUCACUUUUGAACCAAAUAUCUCGGUGCAAAAGGGAGAGCGCGAAACUUGUCGCUUGAAAGCGAAAAAACAGUGUUUGAGCUUCAUCGCAGCAGAUUCAAGAAGCUGUAGUUAUGUACUUUGUGUUUGUGGUAGAAAAAUAUACAAGACAUUCUGAGAAAAUAUUCUACAAGUGUGCAACUCUCAUUUGAUGAAUUCACAUACUGAUUUGCGGAUGUUCAACAUUUCUCCACGACUGCACAUUUCUUGAUGCGGGUGUGUAAAUGCGUUUUGCACCACAUUCACUGCAGCAAUUGUUUCAAAAAUGUGAGCGUACGAGUUUCUAAAUGUGUGAUUUGUAGAAUAGGAUUUGUGCACCUGCAAUGAAGAAUUUGAGAAGGUGUAACUGUUGUGUUGUGUUUGUGGGAGAGAAAAAAAGGCUACAGGUUUGCAACUCUUAAAACAUUUCACUCUGUGACUUCAAAUUUACUGAUACACAUGUGUGGCUUUUCUCUACAACUACAAAUCGCACUGCCACAGGUGCUCAGUUAAUUUGAAUCAAAAAUACCUU